Dama dama (fallow deer) is the source of this 6123-nucleotide messenger RNA. It is a transcript of the gene HKDC1, whose product is annotated as hexokinase domain containing 1. Gene Ontology annotation, biological process: intracellular glucose homeostasis; glucose 6-phosphate metabolic process; glycolytic process. Lineage: Eukaryota; Metazoa; Chordata; Mammalia; Artiodactyla; Cervidae. Gene Ontology annotation, cellular component: mitochondrion; cytosol. The transcript is spliced from 18 exons. The record is from RefSeq and is a predicted model, not a curated record. Gene Ontology annotation, molecular function: fructokinase activity; D-glucose binding; ATP binding. The coding region runs from base 122 to 2878 and encodes 918 amino acids.
GUAGCACCUAGUUCCCCGGAAGCCUCCAGGCUGGACUGGAAGUGGGCAGCUCUCCAGAGACGUGGGAAUAACCCUGCACGGAAACCUCCGCUCACCUCAGGAGAAACCAAACUUGGAGAAAAUGUUUGCGGUACACUUGAUGGCGUUUUACUUCACCAAGCUGAAGGAGGAUCAGAUCAAGAAGGUGGACAGGUUCCUGUAUCACAUGCGUCUCUCCGAUGAGACCCUUCUGGACAUCAUGGCUCGGUUCCAGGCAGAAAUGCAGAAGGGCCUGGGGAAGGACACCAACCCCACAGCGUCGGUGAAGAUGCUGCCCACCUUCGUCAGGGCCAUUCCAGACGGCUCUGAAAAUGGGGAAUUUCUCUCCCUGGAUCUUGGAGGAUCCAAGUUUCGAGUCUUGAAGGUGCAAGUCUCUGAAGAGGGGAAACGAAAUGUCCAGAUGGAGAGUCAGUUUUACCCAACACCCAAUGAAAUCAUCCGAGGGAAUGGCACAGAGCUGUUUGAAUACGUAGCUGACUGUCUGGCAGAUUUCAUGAAGACCAAAGAGUUGAUGCAGAAGAAAUUACCUCUUGGCUUAACCUUUUCCUUUCCCUGCAAACAGACUAAAUUAGAUGAGGGUAUCCUGCUUUCAUGGACAAAGAAGUUUAAGGCGAGGGGAGUUCAGGGCACAGACGUUGUGCGCUCUCUGACCAAUGCUAUGAAAAGACACCAGCAGGACUUAGAUGUGGACAUCCUGGCUUUGGUCAACGAUACCGUGGGGACCAUGAUGACGUGUGCCUAUGACGAUCCCUACUGCGAAGUUGGUGUCAUCAUUGGUACCGGCACCAACGCGUGCUACAUGGAGGACAUGAGCAACAUCGACCUGGUGGAGGGCGACGAGGGGAGGAUGUGCAUCAGCACCGAGUGGGGGGCCUUCGGGGACGACGGGGCCCUGGAGGACAUCCGCACUGAGUUCGACCGGGAGCUGGACCUCGGCUCCCUCAACCCCGGGAAGCAGCUGUUUGAAAAAAUGAUCAGCGGCCUAUACUUGGGUGAACUCGUCAGGCUCAUCUUGCUGAAGAUGGCCAAGACAGGCCUCCUGUUUGGCGGCGAGAAAUCCUCUGCUCUUCACAUUAAAGGCAAGAUUGAAACACGGCAUGUGGCUGCCAUGGAGAGGUACAAAGAAGGCCUAGCCAAUACGAGAGAGAUCCUGACAGAUCUGGGCCUGGAACCUUCGGAUGCAGAUUGCAUUGCGGUCCAGCACGUCUGCACCAUCGUCUCCUUCCGCUCAGCAAAUCUCUGCGCAGCCGCCCUGGCAGCCAUCCUGACACGCCUCCGGGAGAACAAGAAGCUGGUACGGCUCCGGACCACGGUGGGCAUGGACGGCACACUCUACAAGAUCCACCCUCAGUACCCAAAACGCCUGCACAAGGUGGUGAGGAAACUGGUCCCGAACUGUGACGUCCGCUUCCUGCUGUCGGAGAGCGGCAGCACCAAGGGCGCCGCCAUGGUGACCGCAGUAGCCUCCCGCGUGCAGGCCCAGCGGAAGCAGAUUGACAAGGUGCUGGCUCUGUUCUGCCUGACCCAAGAGCAACUGGUGGGCAUUCAGAACAAGAUGCGGGAUGAGUUUGAGUACGGGCUGAAGAAGGAUACCCACCCACUAGCCACAGUCAAGAUGCUGCCCACCUACGUCUGUGGGAUGCCGGAUGGCACAGAGAAAGGAAAGUUUCUCGCCCUGGAUCUGGGGGGAACCAACUUCCGGGUCCUCCUGGUAAAGAUCAGAAGUGGACGACGGUCAGUGAGGAUGUACAACAAGAUCUUCGCCAUCCCCCUGGAGAUCAUGCAGGGCACGGGCGAGGAGCUGUUUGACCACAUCGUGCAGUGCAUCGCCGACUUCCUGGACUACAUGGGCCUCAAGGGAGCCCAGCUGCCUUUGGGCUUCACGUUCUCCUUUCCCUGCAGGCAAACGAGCAUUGACAAGGGAACACUCAUUGAGUGGACCAAAGGCUUCAAAGCUACUGACUGUGAAGGGGAAGAUGUGGUGGAUAUGCUCAGGGAGGCCAUCAAGAGGAGAAACGAAUUUGACCUGGACAUAGUUGCAGUUGUGAAUGACACAGUGGGGACCAUGAUGACCUGUGGCUAUGAAGAUCGUAAUUGUGAGGUUGGCCUGAUUGCAGGAACAGGCAGCAACAUGUGCUACAUGGAAGAAAUGAGAAACAUUGAACUGGUGGAAGGGGAUGAAGGGAAGAUGUGCAUUAAUACCGAGUGGGGAGGAUUUGGAGAUAAUGGCUGCCUAGAUGAUAUCCAGACCCAAUAUGACAAGGAGGUGGAUGAGGGGUCCUUGAAUCCUGGCAAACAGAGAUACGAGAAAAUGACCAGUGGGAUGUACCUGGGGGAGAUUGUGCGGCAGAUCCUGAUCGACUUGACCAAGCAGGGUCUCCUCUUCCGAGGCCAGAUUUCAGAACGUCUCCGGACCAGGGGCAUCUUUGAAACCAAGUUCUUGUCUCAGAUUGAAAGCGACCGGCUGGCCCUCCUCCAGGUCAGGAGGAUCCUGCAGCAGCUCGGCCUGGACAGCACGUGUGAGGAUAGCAUCGUGGUAAAGGAGGUGUGCGGUGCUGUGUCCCGGCGGGCGGCCCAGCUUUAUGGUGCUGGCCUGGCUGCCAUCGUGGAGAAGAGGAGGGAAGACCAGGGACUUGAGCACAUGAGGAUCACCGUGGGUGUGGACGGCACCCUGUACAAGCUGCACCCGCACUUUUCUCGGAUACUGCGGGAAACUGUGAAAGAACUAGCUCCUCAAUGUGAUGUGAUGUUCAUGCUGUCAGAAGAUGGGAGUGGAAAGGGAGCAGCUCUGAUCACUGCUGUGGCCAAGAGGCUACAGCAGGCACAAAGGGAGCACUAGGAAGCCCCUGGGGUUGGGCCUGGUGUUCUUUGGCUACUGACCAGCCUUUCCUCUGGCAGAUGUCGAGACCAACAUGCAAGCUUAUGGCCGGCUUCACCUUCUGGAUGGCCAAAAGAGAACCCCAGGUUCUUGGGUACUCUUAGAAUUUUGUUACUGGCUUUCAAUGGCAUUAAAUGACUCUCUAUUUGCCAUCUUUGUACUAAAGAUGGGCCAACUUGUAAAACCAAAGCACUGGUCCCGAGAGAUUCCGUUUUAGCAAAUUUCUCAAUUCAGCUGUUAAUUUUCUGUGGCUUAGGGUCCUGUGACUGAUGGACUUGGAAGCAAACACACAAUCUGCCCAGGUGGCCUGGCUGGCUGACUUCCUUAUGGGAAUGCUUCAGUCAUGGCUUGUAGCAGAUUGGGCCAUCUAUUGGGAAUGCACAUUUCAGAGGGAUAGAGGCUCAUGUAAUCACCUGGAGAUCUACUCUGACUUAUCAUGUUGACUUCAAGCAUGAAGUGAGAACAAAAACUUUGGAGUAUUCAGUCCCAGGAAGAAACGUUGAUUGCCAGGGAUCUCAGAGGAAACUCUUCACGCUUAAAGUGAGUUAUAUCAGCGCCCUGUAGGAUUUGUUUCUCAAUACAUGUGAGUGACAGGGAGGGUGCUGUUCGGGGCACCUGUUAGUCAUUUUACAGGUGGUUUGUGCCACUGCUAAUGAUAGCUUUAUAAAGGACUAUCAGGUAUAUGAAAUCCAGUAAAUAAAAAAAUAUUUGAUUUCCCAAGAAUCUUUGAAUGAAGUUUUAAUAUUUCAUCUGGGAAUGAAAUGAUUUCAUUCCUUGGGAACUCCAUGCUCUGUUGGUGGAAGAAGAGACACAUAGAGUCAGAAGUUGUGGUUUAAACUCUCUAGUUUAAACCUCUUACCAACAAGGAGAAAAUAUAUGGACUAUUUUCUAUAAUAUCUUCAACAAAUUAUCUGAAUUUGAUUUGAAUGAAUACUUCCUGUGACCAGGGCAUUUACCACAUGAUCCUACAGCUCUUGCUUUGGAACAGCAGGAGCUGACCAGAAGAACUUUCAUCUUCCAAACUGACCCCUACCUCUCUGGAACUCGGCCCCUCCUACAUGCCCCAUCUGUCUAUUCUACCCUCCAGAACUAAGAGGAAUUGGCCUGUCCUUGACCUUUUCCCCACUGGAUGUCCUCUCUCUUUUUCUUUCUGUUCAUUUAAUUCCCCGCUCCCAUUCUCUAAACCACCUGUAAUCUUCUACCUUAUCACAGAGUUAUCUGUACACAUUUCUUAUCAGGCCUGGUAGAUUGUAAGUGCUUUGUUAGAUACAUUUUUGUUCUGGCCCAGUGAACCCAGCACUGUGCCAUUCCUAUUAAAUAUUUCCUAGAUAGAGGCAUGAUUGAAAUAAAGUCUUCUAAGAAAUUUUUCUUAGAAUAAGUGUAGGCCAUUUUCAUGGGUAACAAACUGAAUAGAAUGAUAUUUGAUAUUCCAGACCAUGCAGGUUGAUUUAUUUCAUGUACUUAAUGGUGCUAAUUGUCUCCAUUUGCUAAAGCAGGACAUUCAAACAGAUAGAACGGAGGAGGCUGGAGGGAGGGUAAGAGAGAGUUCAGUUGAGGCUUGGGGACAGAUGAGGGAGUUCCCUAGGAAAUAUUUUUUCACACAUUUAUGAAAUAGGUAUGGAGAUACUGUUGUGGACAGGUUUUAGAUUUACGAAAAUGAACUUUUUUUUUUUUUGCAUUGGCAUUAUACCUCUCUUCAAGGAUGUUGUGUGGGUUUGUUAAAUUACCUUUUUGCAUUUUGAGGUUAUGCCUCCUUGGGGAAAUGUUUCACCUUAACAGAUUUUGCUUAGUUAGCCCCAGACCUUGUUGUCCUUAUUAUCUUUUCCCCAGUUCUGCUAUUCCUAAGAUACCCCCAGCUCCAAGUCCCUUUCUCUCCUGAUUCUGCUGGGGUCUCUCCCUUUGCCAUCCUGCCUGGAUGGAUGACCUGGCCCAGAGAUUCAGGGAUCUGUACCACCACCUUCUCCCACCACCUGGUCUUUCAGCACAUGUUUGGCAGGUUCGAAGUCACCUGGCCUACUUGUCUCUUGGGUUGGUUUCUUGCAAGAAAGAGAAGCCCCAAGGUAUCUAGGCAACAUUCUGACUACUGAUAGCAUCAUAGAAUCCUUGAACCAAAACGGAACUGCAGAGAGGGCAGAUACCCUUUUUGCCGUCUUUGGACUGGCCAGCCCCAGAAACACCCGGGGCAAUGGAGGGCUAACUUCUCACAGUUUACUAGGCAGGACCAGCAACCACACAACAAGGUAAACUGUCCUCACGCACAUCCCACAGGCUUGUCCUCUUAGAACAGGCAUUGUUGUCUACGUUUUCUACUUCUGUGGUGACUCUCCCAGUCACUUUUUGUCCAGAAACAACUGAUGAAUGUAAGUGUAAGAACUAGAGUUUCCCCGUGACUAUGACCCCAGAACAAAUGGGAUCAUUCCCACUCUCUCUCUUCAGAAAUCUUGUUUUCUCUCCUCUCCAUCAGACGGAAUGGGUGCUCCAUGAGAAUAAGCAGUUGGGUUUCAUUUCUCCUGUUGUCCCCAGAGCCUACCCCAGUGGCUGGCAUUGAGUACCACUGGACAGUUCUCUAAACGAACAAAUGAAUGAAUGCUCAAACAAGCAUGUGAAUGAAUUUUUGCUCUCCUUUGAAUCACUCCAUUCUUCUACCCCACCCAAUGGGACUUGAGCCUUAUACAAAAUACUCUAUAAAUGAUAGCUCAACAAAUGCUGAGCCCUGUUCUAGGCACUGAGGAGCCAACGAAUAUAAGGUACCAUUCCUGCUUCGUGAGGACUCACAGGCUACCAGGGAAGGAAAGGUAUAUAAAUAUAUAUGAUACAAUAGGGUAAACAGGAACAAGGUGAACAUGCAAUUCAUGACCAUGUGCUGCAUCCUUUAGAUCAGGAACUCAGUCUGUGUGUGUGCAUGCAUGUGUGUGAACGUGACCAUAAACCCCUUUGGCAAUCAUGAGAAAUCUAUGGGUCCUUUCUCAGAAUGUUUUUAAAUGCAUUAAAUACCUAGGAUUACAAAGGAAGUCAGUGGUAGUGAAUUAGAAUUAUUAGAAUAUUACAUUGGCAGUGUAUUAAUAGACGUGCUUAUUGUUAAUGCAUUCUAUGACAAACCUAAUAACAAUCAUAGUUUUCCUGAUGAGUGUAAACAGUAUUUUGAGACAUUUGCAAUAAUAGCUCGUAUAUGAAAAUUUCCAUGGUUUUCACUGGAGAGAAAGUUA